GCCCCGACCUUCAGAGAUAGCCGGUAAUGAGUCUUGCACUUUCCUGCGUUCUGGCGCUCAGCUUUUUCUCGGCUCACACCUCAGCUUCCUGGCCUUGGAAGAAGGCUCCAUACUCUUCUUGUCCCAGCUUCUCACCUCGAUCCCUCGACUCCUGAGGGUUGAAAGGCGGGGACCGGAAGUGUGCGCUGCAGUGACGGGUCCCCCGCGAGCCGUCGCCGGAAGAAGCUGCUGCUAGUGGAGGGUUCCGUCGGUUUGGUCAUGGCGGCGAUUCCCCCCGACUCCUGGCAGCCGCCCAACGUUUUCUUGGAGACCAGCAUGGGAAUCAUUGUGCUGGAGCUGUACUGGAAGCAUGCGCCAAAGACCUGUAAGAACUUCGCUGAGUUGGCCCGGCGCGGUUAUUACAAUGGCACCAAAUUCCACAGAAUCAUCAAGGACUUCAUGAUCCAGGGAGGUGACCCGACAGGGACAGGUCGCGGUGGUGCAUCCAUCUAUGGCAAACAGUUUGAAGAUGAGCUUCACCCAGACCUCAAGUUCACUGGGGCUGGAAUCCUCGCCAUGGCCAACGCAGGGCCGGACACCAAUGGCAGCCAGUUCUUCCUGACGCUCGCCCCCACCCAGUGGCUGGAUGGCAAGCACACCAUCUUCGGGCGCGUGUGCCAGGGGAUCGGCAUGGUGAACCGCGUGGGGAUGGUGGAGACCAACUCCCAGGACCGCCCGGUGGACGAUGUGAAGAUCGUCAAGGCCUACCCGUCCGGGUAGACCUCUGCUGCCCGCGUCCAGAUGAGCCCGAGUGACAGGCUCUGAACGUCCUCUGGCUCUGCACAGGUCGGGGUCCGGGUGAGCCGGAGUCGGGAGCUCGUGUCACUCGGAUGUGUCUUUCUCUCCCAGCCUUGGUGCUGCUCACCUCGCUGCCCCUCCCUGUGCUUCCCAUGUGUCUGCUCCAACGCCCUCAGAUGAAGGACAAGGCCCAGCUGUUCACAGAUUUCUAUUCUGGCCCACGCUCUGCGCUCUGGUGGUGACCACCCUGGAAUUCCAAGCAAGCGGUGCCCUCGGCCUCCACCCUGGUGUCCGUGGGAUAUGCACACGUCUGGCUAUAUUUUUCCUCCAAAGCAGAACAUCAACACUGCCGCUCUGACCCUUAAACAUCCCACGUUGAAUUUUUGCCAAAUGAAAAGUGCAUCCAACAAUCUAGUUUCUAAGAAGAUGUCAAGUGGGGAAUGAUAAUGUGUGAUGACUGAGUGCGGAAUUUAUCAGAAGGAAGCAGAAGCACUGUCCAUUUCCUCCCCAGGAAGGAGCAGAAAUCUCAGGGACUCAAGGACAGACUGCCUUCUUCAAAAGCAGCACCAGAAAAGGAGGCACUGUGCAGUUCUUUUCAUUAAGACUUUUGAGAAAUUAGAUAAGAGGUUUUUGUACUUUUUUUUUUUUAAUCAUGAUGGGGAGGGACGUUAAUACCUAUGUAAUACAUAGAUUCAUCCAAAAUAAAAGCCGCCUUGAUGGCUGUGGUGUGAUUUUAA
This is a messenger RNA of Heterocephalus glaber (naked mole-rat), 1514 nucleotides long. RefSeq names its product peptidylprolyl isomerase like 1 (gene Ppil1). The record is from RefSeq and is a predicted model, not a curated record. Gene Ontology annotation, biological process: protein peptidyl-prolyl isomerization; protein folding. Lineage: Eukaryota; Metazoa; Chordata; Mammalia; Rodentia; Bathyergidae. Gene Ontology annotation, cellular component: catalytic step 2 spliceosome. Gene Ontology annotation, molecular function: peptidyl-prolyl cis-trans isomerase activity.